Antechinus flavipes (yellow-footed antechinus) is the source of this 1971-nucleotide messenger RNA. It is a transcript of the gene BCL2L10, whose product is annotated as BCL2 like 10. Gene Ontology annotation, molecular function: protein homodimerization activity; protein heterodimerization activity. Bases 783 to 1346 code for a protein of 187 amino acids. Gene Ontology annotation, cellular component: mitochondrial outer membrane. NCBI's taxonomy places the organism in Eukaryota, Metazoa, Chordata, Mammalia, Dasyuromorphia, Dasyuridae. The transcript is spliced from 2 exons. Gene Ontology annotation, biological process: extrinsic apoptotic signaling pathway in absence of ligand; regulation of apoptotic process; intrinsic apoptotic signaling pathway in response to DNA damage. The record is from RefSeq and is a predicted model, not a curated record.
GGUUAAAUUAGGACACAGAGAGUUCAGAAACACCUAUUCUCAGUCUAGUCCAGACACACUAGACCAAACAUUCUCAAAUCCACAACUUCGGGGAAUUUUCACUAGAAAAAGUUCUUCAUUUCCCUAAGCCAGGAAGCUCGAAGACUGGGCUGCCAGACCGACUCUUCCAUUCCCUCUGUCCCUAUUUCCUUUUUCCUUUUCUCUUUUUCUUUGUCCAGGACCAGUGGCAGGAGCCAGCCUCGGCUUCUAUCCCCUAUUUAGACCUCAGCUUUUUGCACAUGCUCAGUUAUUUGGAAGGAUGCUGACGACCUCCACAAUCUAUCCCACUCCCGUCCCCAUCCCCCCCUCAGCCCGAGAUGCUUGCUCUGAGAGGAAGGAAAUGACACUUGAGAGCACUGGACGCUACCCAGGACUCUGACGCGGUGGUCCCUUCCUCUUGGGAGGCAGAGAUUACAUAAAGCCCUGGAGUGAAGCCCACUUCCGCUCUCCGCGGGCACCCCCGGCGGCUUCUGUCCCAGGCCAGGGUGGAAGGGAGGGGGGGCGCUCAGGUGAAGGAGAGGUGGGAUGCUCCAAGUAACGGGGAUUUGGCACCGAGAAAAAGAAAAGGAGCUGGCCGGCAGGCAGACGCAGAUGGAGGGCGUGGCGUGAGCCGUGGCCCCGCCCCGGGGCGGAGACAACGAAGCAGAACUCCGCCUCCGGCGAGUUAAGAAGCCUCAAACCUCGCCGGGGGAAGACGCUGUGAUUGCAGGCUGGUCUGGGGCUCUCUCGCCUCGGGUGGAAACAUGGAACAAGAGGAUGCCCUUCGGGGGGAGACGGAGCAACUGGUGACGGACUACUUGGAGUACUGCUGCCGUCAGGAGGGCUGCCAGGAACGGCCGCCCUCCACGCCAGCCGCAGCCACGAUGCGCGUGGUGGCAAAAGAGCUCCGCCGGAGCUACCAGGACUUCUUCGAGUGCGCAAAGAAUCAGCUAGUCGACCGGCCGCCCGAGCAAGUCCUAGCCGAAGUAGCGGAGAUGAUGGACCAGGACGGGUUCAACUGGGGCCGGGUGGCGGUGCUGGUGGUUUUUGCCGGGGCGAUGCUGGAGACUGAGGAACAGGAGAAAAAGGAGCGAGGGCAGCUUCGGAGCGAAAUGAGCCGGCGCUUGGCCGAAGAACUCUGCAGAUAUCUGGUGGAGGAGAAGGGCGCGUGGCUGCGGGAGAACGGAGGCUGGACUGGCUUUCACCACCACUUCACCCAGAAGCAGCCUCCCCCACAAAGUGAUCCAAAUAGUACCCUGUGCUGUAUAAUGGCCGCCGCCGCAGGAUUUGGACUGGUGGGAUUAGCUCUUCUAUUAGCCGUACGAUAAUGGAUUUUAAACUGUUUAUACCAAUCUUGGAAGGAAAGACCUAAGAGACUUGGAAGAGGACCAGGGGCAGAAAAGAGAAUGGCCUCAGCUAAUUACCAUCUGUUGAGAUGAUUAAGGCUGGAAGAAGAAACCAGAUGAACAUGGGACAUCUCAUAAGAACUGUUGAACAUUUUAAAAUGUGCAUCUUCUGGAUUUUGAUUAAGAAGCUGUCAUCUUGAAUGUUGUCGCAAUAACUGAUGAACCUAACUGUUCUCUUUGACCAAUGCUGUUUGCUACUGUUCUCUCACAAACUGUUUGGCUGUUCAAAGACUUCCAUGGAAGGGGACUCAAAAUAUUGGUACUUCAUAUUUCCUAAAAGUAGUCUGAUAAUAUUUUGUAAAGUGGAGGGAGUCUUAUCCAGGAUUUCAAAUGCCUUUAAUAAUGGGUACCCAAUACUUUUCCUUAUAAAGUAUUGGAUGGUUACAGUUUAGUAGAUAGUUCAAAGUCCUCUGAAGUCUGGAAUUUCUGGGGUCUCUGUUUCAAUAGAUCUUAAUAUAUUUUUAAAGUAUUUAUCACUUCAAUGUGUAACACCUUUUUAUUCAUUUUUUUAAAUAAGUUCUAUUAAAGUUCCUUGAAGUAUGUUGUA